AAGAUGGUGACUUGCGUUGCCUGCCGGUAGUUGUAGUUUUACUGGGCUUUCCUCGUCGUCUUCUCCACUCUGCAGCCCAAGCCAAAGAGUCUGAGAGACCACAUUUCCUAGGAUGCCGUGCGGUGCGUCCAGCUGCACUUCCUCCUUAGGCGGAGGGAAGGAUUCAGGGAAGCUUGGUUAAAAACAGAGUUAAAGGCAGUGGGAGUCCAAGGAGAGGGUCUGAAGUUCACGACUACUAGAAGGGGAGGGGAGUGGAAAGGAUCUCAGUGAAAAAGGUAUUAGAAUUAUUUCUGAAUUUAUCAGUCUCUCAUUUGUGCUUUGGGAAAGCAAAAAAGGCGAAAGGGGUCCUUGGCCAUCUUCUGCUGGAGCUUUUAGGGAGGAUGUGUGUCUGAGAGACCAGAUGUGCCGAGUUUGAAAUCCCAGAAGCCCAAGAGGAAAAGAACCACAGGGAGGAAAAGACUGUCCAAAGGCUUCUGGAGUCUUCUCUGCUCUAACCUUGGAAGGUUUUGAACAAUAUUUCUCAGAGGAUGGCCUUUCACUUACUCAUCUGUCCAGCAUGACUCAUCCCCAGGAGUGUUGAGGCCUGGACAAUCUGAAUUCUGCCAACCUCUUCAGUUCAGAACCAGCUUGACCCCAGGCCCCAUCACUCUGCGAGUCACCACAGUCCUCUAGGAAUUUGCCUUGGGAGUAUUGUAUGUUCACAUCUUCCUUUGCCGUAUUUGUAAAAUGAGUAAAUAGUUAUGUGCUAUACAGGAUUGUAAUCUGAAUUGUUCCGCACACUUGACCAGUUCAUCCUGAUGCAGGAAGUCUGAAAACCACACUUUGGUUACCUCCAACUAGAUCUUUUCUAGGUUGCAUGAUGGAAUUUGAACAUUACUUCCAGAGGUUUUAUGUUUUGGAUUAAUUGAGUUUGUCCUUUGCCGACUGUUUCUUCGGACGCAUUUUUUGGUGUGCUCUUUAAGGAUUAAAUGCAAAGAGAUUAUACCAUGGACUACAAGGAAAGCUGCCCAAGUGUAAGCAUUCCCAGCUCUGAUGAACACAGAGAGAAAAAGAAGAGGUUUACUGUUUAUAAAGUUCUGGUUUCAGUGGGAAGGAGUGAAUGGUUUGUCUUCAGGAGAUAUGCAGAGUUUGAUAAACUUUACAACACUUUAAAAAAACAGUUUCCUGCUAUGGCCCUGAAGAUUCCUGCCAAGAGAAUAUUUGGUGAUAAUUUUGAUCCAGAUUUUAUUAAACAAAGAAGAGCAGGACUAAAUGAAUUCAUUCAGAACCUUGUUAGGCAUCCAGAACUUUAUAACCAUCCAGAUGUCAGAGCAUUCCUUCAAAUGGACAGUCCAAAACACCAGUCAGAUCCAUCUGAAGAUGAGGAUGAAAGAAGUUCUCAGAAGCUACACUCUACCUCACAGAACAUCAACCUGGGACCAUCUGGAAAUCCUCAUGCCAAACCAACUGACUUUGAUUUCUUAAAAGUUAUUGGAAAAGGCAGCUUUGGCAAGGUUCUUCUUGCAAAACGGAAACUGGAUGGAAAAUUUUAUGCUGUCAAAGUGUUACAGAAAAAAAUAGUUCUCAACAGAAAAGAGCAAAAGCAUAUUAUGGCUGAACGUAAUGUGCUCUUGAAAAAUGUGAAACAUCCAUUUUUGGUUGGAUUGCAUUAUUCCUUCCAAACAACUGAAAAGCUUUAUUUUGUUCUGGAUUUUGUUAAUGGAGGGGAGCUUUUUUUCCACUUACAAAGAGAACGGUCCUUUCCUGAGCACAGAGCUAGGUUUUAUGCUGCUGAAAUUGCUAGUGCAUUGGGUUACUUACACUCCAUCAAAAUAGUAUACAGAGACUUGAAACCAGAAAAUAUUCUUUUGGAUUCAGUAGGACAUGUUGUCUUAACAGAUUUUGGGCUUUGUAAAGAAGGAAUUGCUAUUUCUGACACCACUACCACAUUCUGUGGGACACCAGAGUACCUUGCACCUGAAGUAAUUAGAAAACAGCCCUAUGACAAUACUGUGGAUUGGUGGUGCCUUGGGGCUGUUCUGUAUGAAAUGCUGUAUGGAUUGCCUCCUUUUUAUUGCCGAGAUGUUGCUGAAAUGUAUGACAAUAUCCUUCACAAACCCCUAAGUUUGAGGCCAGGAGUGAGCCUUACAGCCUGGUCCAUUCUGGAAGAACUCCUAGAAAAAGACAGGCAAAAUCGACUUGGUGCCAAGGAAGACUUUCUUGAAAUUCAGAGUCAUCCUUUUUUUGAAUCACUCAGCUGGACUGACCUUGUACAAAAGAAGAUUCCACCACCAUUUAAUCCUAAUGUGGCUGGACCAGAUGAUAUCAGAAACUUUGACACAGCAUUUACAGAAGAAACAGUUCCAUAUUCUGUGUGUGUAUCUUCUGACUAUUCUAUAGUGAAUGCCAGUGUAUUGGAGGCAGAUGAUGCAUUCGUUGGUUUCUCUUAUGCACCUCCUUCAGAAGACUUAUUUUUGUGAACAGUUUGCCAUUCAGAAACCAUUGAGCAAAAUAAGUCUAUAGAUGGGACUGAAACUUCUAUUCAUGUGAAUAUAUUCAAAUAUGUAUAACUAGUGCCUCAUUUUUACAUGUAAUGAUGAAAACUAUGAAAAAAAUGUAUUUUCUGCUAUGUGCAAGGAAAAAUAGGGCAUUUCAAAGAGCUGUUUUGAUUAAAAUUUAUAUUCUUGUUUAAUAAGCUUAUUUUUAAACAAAAUUUAAAAGCUCUUAUUCUUAGCAUUAACCUAUUUUUAAAGAAACCUUUUUUGCUAUUGACUGUUUUUUCCCUCUAAGUUUACACUAACAUCUACCCAAGAUAGACUGUUUUUUUAACAGUCAAUUUCAGUUCAGCUAACAUAUAUUAAUACCUUUGUAACUCUUUACUAUGGCUUUUGUUAUCACAUCAAAACUAUGCAAUUGGUACAUGGUUGUUUAAGAAGAAACCGUACUUUUCCAUGAUAAAUCACUGUUUGAAAUAUUUGGGGAAAAAAAAUAUUUGGUUCAUGGUAUGAUCAAAGUGUAAAAGCAUAAUGAAUACAUUGGCUGCUAGUUAACAUGGAAUAACUUUAUUCUGCAGAUCAUUUAAGAAGUAACAGGCCGGGUACAGUGGCUCACGCCUGUAAUCCCAGCACUUUGGGAGGCUGAGGUGGGUGAAUCACCUGAGGUCAGGAGUUCGAGACCAGCCUGACCAACAUGGAGAAACCCCAUCUCCACUAAAAAUACAAAAUUGGCCGGGCAUGGUGGCGCAUGCCUAUAAUCCCAGCUACUCAGGAGGCUAAGGAAGGAGAAUCGCUUGAACCCGGGAGGCGGAGGUUGCUGUGAGCCGAGAUCGCGCCAUUGCACUCCAGCCUGGGCAACAAGAGGGAAACUCCAUCUCAAAAAAAAAUGAGUAACAAAAGGAAAUUAUUUGUUUUUGAAGUACCAAUUCAACUUUGUGGAUUAUUUUUCCUCUGAAGGAAAAGAAAAAGUUUAAUGGUUAGGAUUUUUAAGUAUUCCCAAAGAUCUGAAGGGUAAUAAAAUGUACUGCUGGAUUUUUUAAGGUGGUACCAAAAAUGAAUGUCUCUCUGUCAUAUAUUUAUAUUACAAAUACAUUGUGUUUAUGUCUGUUCAUCUUUUGAAUGUUCAGUAUGCUAUUAAGUCAUUCUAAAUCUUUGUAUUUGCUUUUGCAAAUAGGUAUUUCAAAGCUCUUUUCCUAAUUGGUUAAGUAAAAUAAAAAAUUGAGUUUUCGAGUAUUUGCCUAAUUGGGAAUUAAAAAGUAGAAUAACAGGCCAGGCAUGGUGGCUCAUGCCUAUAAUCCCAGCAUUCUGGGAGGCCGAGGCAGGCAGAUUAUUUGAGCUCAGGAGUUUGAGACCAUCCUGGGCAACAUAGUGAAACCCUAUCUCUACAAAGAAUACAAAAAUUAGCCAGACAUGGUGGCACAGAUCUUUAGUCCCAGCUACUCUGGAGGCUGAAGUUAGAGGAUGACAUGAGCCCAGGAGAUGGAAGUUGCAGUGAACUGAAAUCGUGCCACUGCACUUUUCAGCCUGGGUGCCAGAGCGAGACCCUAGUUAAGAAAAAAAAAAAAAAAAAUUGUAGGUCAGUGUAAAUGUGUAUAGUUUUAUUGCAGUGUAACAAAAGCUGAAAAUCAGGCAGAUGUGUAUUCAGUAUCUAAUUCAAUAUAUCUUAGAAAAAGUACAGGAAACAGACCUUAAAAUCGUAACCUACCAACUAACUUACAUGCUUAUAAAAGUGAAGGAGAAUAACUGGCUGGGCAUGGUGGCUCAUGCCUAUAAAAUCCCAGCACUUUGGGAGGCCAAAGCAGGAGGAUCAGUUGAGCCCACGAGUUCAAGACCAGCCUGGGCAAUGUAGUGACACCUCAUUUCUAUUUAUUUAAAAAAAAAAGAAUAACUACAGAAGAACUUUAAAAAAUUAAAAAUGAGCUUACCUUGGAUUCUUGGCUUAGAGUAGAGGUUUUUUUAAGUUAUGUAGGAAACAUUUUUGUAAAAGUUUAAUGAUCCACGUUAGAUGCUCCAAGAACAAGCAUCCCUUCCAUGUAUGUCUUGAGAAAGAAAUCAUGAAAGCAUUUCUCACCAAUAUUCUUUGGCUUAAAAGUGUUUAGCAGAAUUGCGCAGUGGGGGUGGCAGUGUGCUUUUCUUAUAUUAAUAAUAUUUACAUCCAAUACACUGAAUCUUCCUUUAGAGGUAAGACUUUAAUAUCUACACUGUAAAUAUUUGGUUUAUUUGGCACUACUGUAAGUUUAGUUUUUACACAAAGCUCUUAUUAUAAAUCAAAAUAAAAAUUGUAGUUUCUUGUAUGAUUUUUUGUACUCAUUCAUUCCUGUUAAGCUGCCAAAAAUUAAAGUGCAAUAUUGUAUAUUUUUAAGAACAAAUUUAAAAUAGAAUUUUGAUGUUUCUCAGAUCACAAGAAACACAAAUCUAUAUAGUAUAAUAAAAUCAGCAAAAAAAUCAA
Piliocolobus tephrosceles (Ugandan red Colobus) is the source of this 4923-nucleotide messenger RNA. It is a transcript of the gene SGK3, whose product is annotated as serum/glucocorticoid regulated kinase family member 3. The transcript has 20 exons. NCBI's taxonomy places the organism in Eukaryota, Metazoa, Chordata, Mammalia, Primates, Cercopithecidae. Gene Ontology annotation, molecular function: ATP binding; phosphatidylinositol binding; protein serine/threonine kinase activity. The record is from RefSeq and is a predicted model, not a curated record. The coding region runs from base 969 to 2459 and encodes 496 amino acids. Gene Ontology annotation, biological process: protein phosphorylation.